Messenger RNA from Pimephales promelas (fathead minnow), 2335 nucleotides. Lineage: Eukaryota; Metazoa; Chordata; Actinopteri; Cypriniformes; Leuciscidae. The record is from RefSeq and is a predicted model, not a curated record.
GUGAAAUAAUAAUCAGAAACAGAGUUAGACGUCACAUGCAUUAACACUUACAGAUAUUUUAUCUGAUUGUAGAGUUUCUCUUCACUUUACUCUACAGAGCAGCUUCACAUCAGCACGUCUGUCAUUUUAUCAGUUUUGAAGAGUUUGUCUUUUCAUAUUUGUGGACUGAAACUGAUGAAGAUGUUUCUCCCUGUUUUGCUCUGCUUGUGUUUCUGGCGUCUGGAUGGAGGGUUUGCUGUUGAGUUUGUGUCAGUGUUUGAGGGAGAUUCAUUCUCUAUAAACUCUGAUCUCACUGAAAUAAAGGAUGAUGAUGUGAUUCAGUGGAGGUUUGGAAACACUUUAAUAGCAGAAAUCAAUAAACGGGCCGACAGAUUCACUGUAUAUGAUGAUGUUCUUGAUGGGAGAUUCAGAGACAGACUGAAGCUGGACAAACAAACUGGAUCUCUGACCAUCACAAACAUCACAACUAAACAUGAAGGAGAAUAUGAACUACAGAUCAGCAGUGUGAUCAGAGAGAGUUUCAGUCUCAAUGUCUACAGACUGAAGUCAGUGAUGGAGGGAGAUUCAGUCUCUCUAAACUCUGACACUGAAAUAAAGGAUGAUGAUGUGAUUCAGUGGAGGUUUGGAGAUGAAGACACUUUAAUAGCAGAAAUCAAUGUAACGGCCGACAGAUUCACUGUAUAUGAUGAUGUUCUUGAUGGGAGAUUCAGAGACAGACUGAAGCUGGACAAUCAAACUGGAUCUCUGACCAUCACACACAUCACAACUGAACAUGAUGGACGUUAUGAACUACAGAUCAACAGUGAGAUCAAGAGUUUCCGUGUCAAUGUCGACGGAGCGGUUCGCGAUUUUAGGCCACUGCCAGUGUCAGUGAUGGAGGGAGAUUCAGUCUCUCUAAAGUCUGACACUAAAAUAAAGGAUGAUGAUGUGAUUCAGUGGAGGUUUGAAGAUGAAAACACUUUAAUAGCAGAAAUCAAUAAACGGGCCGACAGAAUCACUGUAUAUGAUGAUGUUCUUGAUGGGAGAUUCAGAGACAGACUGAAGCUGGACAAUCAAACUGGAUCUCUGACCAUCACACACACCACAACUGAACAUGAUGGAGAUUAUAAUCUACAGAUCAACAGAAAGAUCAGAGAGAGUUUCAGGCUCCAUGUCUAUGGACUGAAGUCAGUGAUGGAGGGAGAUUCAGUCUCUAUAAACUCUCGUCUCACUGAAAUAAAGGAUGAUGAUGUGAUUCAGUGGAGGUUUAGAAACACUUUAAUAGCAGAAAUCAAUGUAACGGCCGACAGAUUCACUGUAUAUGAUGAUGUUCUUGAUGGGAGAUUCAGAGACAGACUGAAGCUGGACAAUCAAACUGGAUCUCUGACCAUCACAAACACCACAACUGAACAUGCUGGAGAUUAUCAUCUACGCAUCAACAGUGAGAUCAAGAGGUUCUUUGAUCAAAGGAUAUUUAUUCUCGCUGUCAUUGAUGAAGUGAAGUCAGUGUCAGUGAUGGAGGGAGAUUCAGUCUCUCUAAACUCUGAUCUCACUGAAAUAAAGCAUAAUGAUGUGAUUCUGUGGAGGUUUGAAGAUGGAAAGACUUUAAUAGCAGAAAUCUAUAAAUGGUUCGACAGAUUCACUGUAUAUGAUGAUGUUCUUGAUGGGAGAUUCAGAGACAGACUGAAGCUGGACAAUCAAACUGGAUCUCUGACCAUCACAAACACCACAACUGAACAUGAUGGAGAUUAUAAUCUACUGAUGUAUUCAGGAACAUCAAAAGCAUUCAGAGUUUCUGAACUUGAUAAACUACAGAUUAAGAGUUUUAUUUUUAUUCUCGCUGUCAUUGAUGAAGUGAAGUCAGUGUCAGUGAUGGAGGGAGAUUCAGUCUCUCUAAACUCUAAUCUCACUGAAAUAAAGGAUGAUGAUGCGAUUCUGUGGAGGUUUGAAGAUGGAAAGACUUCAAUAGCAGCAAUCAAUAAAUGGACCGACAGAAUCGCUGUAUAUGAUGAUGUUCUUGAUGGGAGAUUCAGAGACAGACUGAAGCUGGACAAACAAACUGGAUCUCUGACCAUCACAAACAUCACAACUGAAGAUGCUGGAGAUUAUAAACUACUGAUGUUUUCAGGAGGAAGAUUAUCAUCAAAAUUAUUCAGAGUUUCUGUCUAUAACUCUGUCCACUGUUGUGGUCCUACUGAAGCUGUGAUCCGAUUGGUCCUCUCUGCUCUGGUGGGCGUGGCUACUGUCAUCAUUCUGGUUUAUGACAUCAGAUCCAGAAGAGCUGAAUGAGAUCAAGCACAUAUUCACACAUCAGGAAGUACUGAAAUCUAAAGCAGAACGCUGAACUUUAAAGGUU